Molecule: messenger RNA, 2274 nt
Organism: Lottia gigantea (owl limpet)
Lineage: Eukaryota; Metazoa; Mollusca; Gastropoda; Lottiidae
Exons: 2
Coding region: 76-387 (103 amino acids)
Cellular component (GO): endoplasmic reticulum
Source: RefSeq, a predicted model, not a curated record
GUCAAAUUCUGUUGGAAGAAAUUGACAAUUAAUAUAUUGGUUUAAUUUAGACGUAUAUAGAAACCAAUUGUCAAGAUGUCUGACUUUGAUCCUUGCGAGUGCAUCUGGAAUCAUGAAACAGCAAUGCAGCGUCUGAUGAACAUGUUACGCAAUUCUCAAAAUGUUUGUACAGACACACAAUGCAUCGAAUCUCUACCUGGUGAAACGACCAUGCCUAACGGUGGUUACAAUAUGAUAGCUAUGAUGAUGAUUGGUUGGUUGGUGGUUGCCACAGCCUUAUUUCUAUUCAGACCAUCUAGUCUACGUAACCGUGGUGAUGGAAAACCCAGCAGACCAAGUGAUUCAAACCCUCCACCACCUCCUCCCCCUGCACCUCCAGCUCAUUAAAGACUUCACCUCAGACUAAAGAUUGUUGGAUAGUUAAUUUAGGAACUUUAAAUUGGAUGUAAAAACAACAUGACUUUACCAGUGCAAUAACUCUUUAACAAACCACUUCUUUUUCCUUAUACUGGUAGCUUUGGAAUAUUGGGUAUUAUGUGGUGAAAGCCUACCCAGGGCCGACUCUCGGAAGCACAGGCAUCAGAAUUUUUUUUAGUUAACCAGCAAGUUUUUACAUCUCAACUUGGAAAGUUCUUGGAAUGAUAUUUUGGAAAGAAUUGGACUGAAUUUCCUGACGAUCUGUGAUUCUCUUUUUUUUUUUUUAAAUUUUUUUCGGGGAAAAUUGGCUCUGUAAUUUUUGCAAGGUAGGCAUUUAAACUAUGUUGUAUCAGAGGUCAUUGACCCUUAUUUGUUUAAAGUUAUGGUACGGUACAAACAGAAACCAGUUUUAAGUUAAAAAUUGUUUUGGAAACAGUUGGCUUUAACUACAUUUGAAAUGAUUAAAAAACAUCUGUUUUGAUUUGAUGAAUUUUGGAAGAUUUAUUAAGGUACCGGUAUAUUGGUUUUACUAAUUUUAAUUUUAGGCAUCUGGGACCAUAUCUUUAAAUAAACUCAAAACAUAAGUUUAAAGGGAUUGUAAGGAGGUUUUCUAAAUUUUUUAUGUGUAUAAGGACAUUGAUAGCAUGCAACUAAAACCAAGUGUUAGACAAGGUCAUUAAUGGUGAAGACCGUAAAGCAUAUUUUGUGAUAAGUGACGUCAUUUACGUGGAACUGCAGGAACCACAGACAUCUGAUUGAAAUCGGAAUUGCGCAAACUGAUGUUAUCAGUGUCCCUGAUACACAUAAACAAAUUUCAAAACCUCUUUACAAUCCCUUUAAUGUUCUACAUGAAAGCACAUUCAGUACAUGUUUGGAGUUAGGGUGUUUACUAGAACUAUAUACAGUACAGAUUGUGUAGUUUUAGCUUAAUAUGCUUAUGUUGCAAUUACCCAGUAGGUCUGUUGGUUGAUGACAAAAAACUGUUAUUUUAUAGUAACUAGUGCUAUCAAGGCUUCAUUUUUGUCAACAUUCAUUGUCAGAGGUUUCAUAGUUAAUGUCAGGUAAAACUGGCAAAUCAACAUCCCGGAUUGCAACAGUAUGUAUUUUUUUCUUAUAAUCUAAGGGUCAGCUGCUUUUUGUUGUUCAUUUUUCGAAAAUAUCAAAAUUCUUUGUCAAAUAGGACAAAGAGUCAUCUGUAAUCCUGAAGAAAUUGUAAAGAGGUUUUCUAGUUUUUUUAUCUGUUUAUCAGGCCUUCUGCAUCAUUCCAAUUUUCGGUCAUGUGUUUCUGGUUCCUGUAAUUACAGAGAUUAUUAACCUUUCAGGUAUGGCAUACCAAUGGCAAAAGUUGCUCAUAUGAUCUUAAUAUCUUGAUAUUUAGGUCAUUUAACACUUAGAUCUAGUGGAAUUGUAAGAACCACUGAAUUCUUCAGGAUUGAAAAUUGGAAUGGAGUAAAUCGAUGCUAUUAAUGUCCCCCAAUACAAAUAUUAAGUUUUAAAAAACUUUUUACUUAAAGCAUGUCAUCACCAUUUAUCACACCCAUCUAUCCACAAGUAACUAAUGCCAAUGCACAUGCUUUCGGCUGCGAGUUUUUGAGAAAAAAAUUUAUGUGUGCUAAUUAUUUCGCAAAAUCUUGUGAACUUUUUUUGGGUGAUGUUUAUUUCUAUAGAUCUUGGGAUCAAAUUGUUGGUGCAUUUCAUGAGGUAACCAUAUUCAGAUUCAAAUUUCAGAUAAAUUUGCCUUUUAUUUAAGUAAUAAAUUUGCAUGCAGAUUUUGCAUGUAUUUAAAAAAAAAAAACACGGAGCAUGUGCAAAACAAAAAUGCCUUUCAUGAAAUAUUUACUUUUGGCAAGUCCAAUU